AUGGGCGCCGACGCGGCGCGCCCUCCCUCACCUCCCUCCGGACCCGCUGGCGUAACGGAAGGGCUUAGCGUCGCCGGCGCGCAACCGAUGGGCGCGGCGACAGCUAACAGCACGCUCAGGUAUGGAUUAACCGUAGAGACACCGAGGUCACCGUCCUACGACACGACAUUGCUAUGGCGAAGGGAUUUAGCCAAGCGGUUACGGCGUCGUUCCAGACCCACGCCGAUCCCAGCUAGACAUCCCAAGGCUGCCGUCAUAGACAGAACUACCGAGAAACGAAAGUCGCUGCAGGAAACUACCAAGGAGGUAAAUAAACCAAUUAUUAAAGCUCAGUCCGUCAGAUCACAUGCGAGCAGUCGCACUGUGAUAGAAGCGCAGCUGUCUCAGGCGGAGCUCGAGGCCAGCGAACGGCUAGCGGAGAUAUCCCGGAGGGAGUUGCAGCUAGAAGCGGACAUGGUACGUAAACGGCUAGACGCCAGAAAACUGCAGAUCCGCGCUAAUGCGGAUAGCGCAGACGAGCACGAAUCUGCUGGUAGCGUGCGGAAUUCGAAUCAAGAUCGAUUAGACGAAUGGCUAGAGAACUCGCGAGACGCGACGUCAAAACCCAUUUGUAAGAGGUUAACCGACGAACCUCUAUCCAAGUACGAGACUCCGAGACGACCUGCGCAGGCGGAGCGGCAUAUUCGAGGCCUCUCACCGGACCGCCAGCGACGCAGGCGAUCGACGACGCCGCCGGCGCGUCGCGAGCGAUCGACGUCGCCACAGCUGGACGCGCGUACUCCGCACACGGCGCACACGCGCGCCACCGAAGGUACUGUAGCAGAGUCCAUGCUGCACCUGUUCGAGAGGAUGCAGAUGGCGGCCCGUCCAGCCCCGAAAGAUAUAUUCGAGCUGCCGCAUUUCUACGGAGACGUCAGCGAGUGGAGAAGUUUCUACAAUACCUACGCAGAGACAUCGAAGCGGUAUAAGUUCACUGACUACGAGAACGUGGCGCGGCUCAGGAUGGCUUUACGCGGGGACGCAAAGACGUGUGUGUCUCACGUGUUAUCGACAGCCACCAGACCCGAUAUGAUCGUGAGAAUACUGAAAAAGCAGUUUGGACGCAGCGAGAGCCUGCUGGGGAUACUACUUCGAUUCCGUGAAUGGGAAUUCGCCGUCACCGCGGACAUACAGGAAAUGUUCCUUCAAAUACAGCUGCGAAGAGAGGAUCGGCAUAGUCAGCUCUUCAUCUGGAGGGGAUCGCGGCGUGACGUGACACCGUGGACGUACCAGCUAAACCGGGUAUGUUUCGGUAACAUCUCUUCUCCUUUUCUCGCACACUCGGUGCGGAAUAGGAAUGCGACGGACAACAAGGAUCGCUAUCCGGACGCGGUCUACGAUAUCCAUAAUAAUCACUACAUGGACGAUUAUGUGGCAUCAUAUGAGACAGAACGGGAACUCAUAUCAACAGCGACACAGGUGAGACUAGCACACGCGGAGGCUAGCUUUCGGCUGCGCAGCUACGCUAGCAACAACGAGUUGUUAAUGCGAAACAUCGAUCCGGAGGAGCGAGCGACGGGACCUUCUCAUCUCGGAGAAAAGCAACAGACCGUCCUCGGAAUGACGUGGGACCCAGAGACGGAUACGCUGGGGUACAACACGAAAAUGCUACGAGUGCCAGACGACGUGAAAAGGUACGAGCGAUCGCCCACUAAAAGGGAACUUUUGAGUGCCGUAAUGUCAGUUUACGACCCAUUAGGCCUCAUAGCGCAGUAUAUGAUAAGCGCUAAGAUCAUAUUCCAACGUGUGUGGACAAAGGGCACGGACUGGGACGAGCGGCUGCCGGCGGAGGAAGCGGAGGACUUUUUCCGGUGGCUGAGGGCACUGAGCGACGUGUCCGCGCUGCGAAUACCCCGACGAUACGCCACGCCCACCGGUGCAGUUAGAAGAGAACUGCAUAUUUUCAGUGAUGCAUCGACCGAGGCCUACAGCGCGGCGGCCUAUUGGCGAGUAUCGAACGACGAGGAGGAAACGCAAGUGAGCUUAGCUAUAGCGAAAAGCCGAGUUUGCCCGCUAAAGGUAAUGACAGUUCCCAGGCUCGAAUUAACCGCAGCAGUCGUCGGCGUGCGGCUGGCGGAGACAAUUUUACGCGAGCAGCGUUAUCCUGUGACAAAGGUGACGUAUUGGACAGAUUCCAUGGUUGUUCUCGGAUGGGUUCGCGAUGACGCGCGAAACUAUCGUCCGUACGUGUCACACCGACUUGCGGAGAUCGCCGAGAAAACAGAUAGAGACGCGUGGAGGUAUGUACCAACCGCUCAGAACCCCGCAGAUCGAGCGACGAGAUGUCAACCAGCGCAGAGCGUGCGCAUCGAGGACGAGUGGUACGAAGGACCGCGCUUUCUCUAUGGACCCGAGACAUCAUGGCCUAGUCACACAUCGAAUCGAACAGACGACCUGCCUGAGAGGAAGGCGAGGCCGUCAACCGCGACAUCACUGGCGAUCAUCUCAGCGAAGCCAGACCCUUCGAGCGUACUGCCAGACGUGAGACGAUUUAGCAGUUACGACAGACUGUUGAACGCGACAGCGAACGUCUUGCUAUUCAUCGAGAAAACGAGAACGAAGAAUAAAGCCUUGCAGCUACAAGUCAGACAUUUGAGAAAGGCAGAACACAUGUGGUUGCAAUACAGUCAACGACGAAGCUUUCCCGAAGAGCUUCGAGCCUUAAGCCAGAAUAGGCUCAUCGAUCGCAAAUCGCGAUUAUACGACCUGGCACCCGAGCUAGGCGAUGACGGCGUGUUACGCAUGAAGACGAGGCUGGGCAGCGCUCCAGUAUUGUACACCGCGCUACAACCGAUAAUACUGGAUAGCCGCGAGCCGUUCACCCGUCUACUCAUCCUGCGAGCUCACCGACGAUCAGCGCACAUUCACAACGAAGCAGUAAUCAACGAACUGCGACAAGAAUAUUGGAUACUACAUCUGCGGCCGACCGUGAAGUCUGUAGCUCGAAACUGCGCGCUAUGCACACUACGACGAGCAACACCGAGAGCGCAGCCCUUAGGCGAUCUCCCGCCCGAGCGACUACAGGCGUAUCAACGUCCCUUCACUCACACCGCACAAGACUACAUGGGACCGAUGUUCGUCACGAUCGGACGGCGCAGAGAAAAACGCUGGGUGUGUCUAUACACGUGCCUAGUGACGCGCGCUAUUCACCUUGAAAGCGUGCACAGUCUUUCAACCGACAGCGCGCUACUAUCACUACGAAGAUUCGCCGCGAGAAGAGGAUGGCCCAGAACGAUGUACAGCGAUAACGCGACGUGCUUCAGGGCGGCGGCGACGGAACUACGUGAGGCGUACCGGCAAUGGCUGCCUGUACUGCAAACUUACGCCACUCAGAACCGAAUGGAGUGGAAAUUCAUCCCACCUGGCAAUCCUUCGGCCGGGGGCGCGUGGGAGCGAAUGAUAAGGACAGUUAAGAUAGCGAUGUCCUACACUUUCAACGAACGAGCACCGAAACCCGAAGUUUUCGAAACUCUACUCGCCGAGAUAGAGAAUAUCGUCAACCGACGACCACUUACACAUGUCAACGUCGAUCCAGACUCCGAAGAAAGUUUGACUCCAGCACACUUUCUACUUCUUCAUAACGCUAACCUACCGAUGAUUGGCGUUUACGACGAGAACGAAAAGAAGCAAUGGAAGAUGGCCCAAGCGCUUGCCGACCACUUUUGGCGGCGCUGGACCAAAGAGUACUUUCCUCUACUGGCACCGAGGAAGUCGUCCCACGACGGAGGGCGGCAACUUCAACCAGGCGAUGUGGUCAUCGUCGCUGAACCCAAUGGUCCACGCAGCGUGUGGCCCCGAGGCGUCGUCGAGACUACCUACCCGGGACCCGAUGGACGGGUCCGCUCCGCUGACAUCAGAACGAGACACGGGACGCUACGCAGGCCCAGCUGCAGGCUGGCGGUCAUCGCGUCGCAACCCAUGCACCAGGAGUCUUCGACUGCGGGGACAAAAUGUUAG
Messenger RNA from Leguminivora glycinivorella, 3996 nucleotides. RefSeq lists its product as uncharacterized. Gene Ontology annotation, molecular function: nucleic acid binding. Bases 1 to 3996 code for a protein of 1331 amino acids. Gene Ontology annotation, biological process: DNA integration. The record is from RefSeq and is a predicted model, not a curated record. Lineage: Eukaryota; Metazoa; Arthropoda; Insecta; Lepidoptera; Tortricidae. The transcript has 3 exons.